UAAGUGUGUCUCUGUGUGUGAGCUUACUGGAUCAUUUUCUCUGGCUCUGGAGGUGAACAGGAAGAGGAGAGGGAUUUUUUUUUCUCAGGAUAUCUGGGAGUGGUGGACAAGGAGGACUUGUCAAACUGUUCUUUCUGAUUGCUGUUGGAGCUUUCUGGAAAAGGAGGGAGUUUGAACCUGGACACUGAGAAAAGGAGGCUACAUUAUAUCACCUCAGUGACAAAUCAGAUGCUUGGAUAGAAGUGUGACGUUCAGUUUUAUUGCUGGUGGUUAGGACCCUUCAGAUCACCACUAAAUUGUUUUUAUUUUAUUUGUCCUGGGAGAAACAGUCAUGACUGCUGAGCCUGUUUGUGUUUCUGUGAGGCUGAACCCACCGUGUUUUUGACUGGGAGCUCCAAACAUGUUAUUGUUCUCAAACAAAUGAGGGGCUGGAAUAGCACACGGCGGACACGGACAGUACUCCUGUCAGGAUAACAGCCAGACUGCUGCUGGACUGGAAUUUGAUCUUCACACUUGAGCCCAAUCUGCUGCUGUCAUGGCAGAGAGGAAAUGUCUGUGACUGCGCUUCAGAGACUCAUAUGCUCUCCACUACGUUUUAUUCCAAGGAGUCGUGCCUGAAGCAGAAACAUGUGAUGUGCUGUGCGUGGGAAGAGAACCCAGCUAGUCUCGCGCAGGACUAAAAUAUGUAACUGCUGAAAGACACGUCGCUUAUUCACGAAAAAAAAAAGAUUUUUAUUUAUGAGAGAGUAAAUUAACAUUAUUAGAAAGUUAAUCUGGAUUUAAUCUUUUUUCAGUUGUACUUUUUGAGUUCAUUUUGAAAACCGUGUAGAUCUGUGUUCAUUCAUAAGUUAGUCAUAUAAUUCUGUGUUACGUCCUACUAUGACAUGCUGCUUUCUCAGUGUUAUUAGAUAUAUAGAUGUCUUCCCUGUCUUUUGAAGUUAGUCACAGUUCCUAUGGUAGCGCAGGAUUGAUUCAUCCUGUGGUUUAUCUGUCUCGUGUCUGUAUCCUGUCUGUGGCAGGAAGGAGGCGUAAUAGACAAUGUGACAUCAAUGCAAACACGGCACUUUCUCACUGACUGGCAAAACUGGGUUCAAAGUUCAAACUCUGCAGCGAAAGCAGGAGGGUAGUUUCAGUGUGCAUGCGUGUAAGUCACAUUUCACUGUCACUGGUGGCAGUAUCUCUCAUCAAGGUGACAGAAACUUUUCCCUAAAGAAGCAACUGGUUGUCAAAGAAAUACUGAACUUCACAAGCAUUGUUAAUUGUUUUGAAUGUUGUUCGGUCUCCAGUGUCACUUUGAUACCGCAGCUAGGCCUGGAUAUUUCUGGAUCUGUGAGGACUCGCAUCUGGACUCCAACUGUGACUGUGUUUCUGGAGUUUGCGUCAGGCCUGAGUGGAAUGUUUGGCCAUCUGUAUCCCCCAGAUGUGUGUGGAUGCUGGAAUAAGACCAGUGCACUGUGAAUGACUUACACACACACACACACACACACACACACACACACCCUUGUGCUGUGGACUUCAGGGAUCAUAAUACUUUAACACAGCUGAGGCGUACAGACAAUUCCAAACUCAUCAAUGGAGUGCUUAUGCGGGCAGGCAGCUGAUUUCCAUGAAGAGCAGACCUAUAAUGAGAGUCCAGUAGUGAUCUCCUCCUAUGCCUCACAGUUAGAACUUAACUUCAUUGAUGGAGGAGGAGGCAAUUAUGACAUAGUGAACAACGCUGUGAUCUCAACACCCGGGCCACAAAACCACAGAGCCCAAAAUGUUUCCUUACGGCAAAGCUGGGAGAUGAACUACCAAGAGGCAGCCAUCUACCUGCAGGAGGGAGAGAACAACGAUAAGUUCUUCACCCAUCCUCGAAACCCAAAAGCACUGGCAGCGUACCUGUUUGCCCACAACCACCUGUUCUACAUGAUGGAGCUGCUGACAGGCCUACUGCUGAUGAUGCUGUCGCUGUGUGAAGCUCCUGCUGUGCCCUCACUGCGCCUGGAUGUCUACGUCCAUGCCACUCUGGAGCUGCUGGCUUUGGUCAUGGUGGCAUUUGAGCUAUGCAUGAAACUCCGCUGGUUAGGCUUCCACACCUUCAUACGACACAAGAGGACCAUGGUGAAGACGUGUGUGUUACUGCUACAGUUCGUGGAGGCCAUAGUGGUUCUGAUCAGACAGACGUCUCACGUGCGAGUAACCAGAGCUCUCCGGCCAAUUUUCCUGGUGGACUGUAGAUACUGUGGUGCUGUGCGCAGAAACUUGCGUCAGAUCUUCCAGUCCCUUCCACCUUUUAUUGACAUCCUCCUACUGCUGCUCUUCUUCAUGGUUAUAUUUGCUAUCUUGGGUUUCUGCCUCUUCUCUCCAAACACCACUGACCCGUACUUCAGCACUCUGGAGAACAGCCUCGUCAGUCUGUUUGUGCUGCUGACCACAGCAAAUUUUCCUGACGUGAUGAUGCCAUCCUACUCCAAGAACCGCUGGUCCUGUGUUUUCUUCAUUGUUUACCUCUCCAUAGAGCUCUACUUCGUCAUGAACCUGCUCUUGGCAGUGGUGUUUGAUACGUUUAAUGAUGUCGAGAAGAUGAAGUUUAAAUCCCUUUUGCUGCACAAACGCUCCGCUAUUGACCACGCCUUUCAGCUGUUAGUUAGCCGGCAGAGGCCGUUGGGCGUGUCGCUGAAACAGUUUGACGGUCUGAUGCGAUUUUACAGACCACGGAUGUCUGCAAGAGACCGCUUCCUCACAUAUAAAGCCCUUAACACCUCAGGGGCUCCAAUGCUCAGUUUACAGGACUUUUAUAAGUUCUAUGAGGUCACUGGCCUCAAAUGGAAGGCACGACGCAGUGGGGAACAUUGGUUUGAUGACCUUCCACACACAACCUUCCUCAUUUUUAAAGGCAUCAAUCUGCUUGUGAAGUCAAAGGCCUUCCAAUAUGUCAUGUAUGUGGUGGUGGCCAUCAACGGUGUGUGGAUCCUCGUGGAGACGUACACGCUGAGUAGUGGAUUUUCUUGGUCCAGAAUUGUCCCCUGGAGUUACAUUGUUUUCCUGACCAUUUAUGGUGUAGAGGUGUUAUUGAAAAUUACAGGUUUGGGGCCGAUGGCUUAUUUCAGCUCUGGGUGGAAUCUGUUUGACUUCUCAGUGACAGUGUUUGCCUUCCUGGGCCUGAUUGCUCUUGCCUUCGAUAUGGAGCCCUUUUAUUUUAUUGUAGUUCUCAGACCAUUUCAGCUGCUCCGGUUGUUCAAGAUAAAGCAGCGGUAUCGUAAUGUGUUGGACACCAUGUUUGAGCUCUUCCCCAGGAUGGCGAGUCUGGGCUUGACCUUAAUCAUCUUCUACUACUCCUUUGCUAUUGUGGGGAUGGAGUUCUUCGCAGGUGUGGUUUACCCCAACUGCUGCAACACCAGCACAGUGGCAGACUCCUAUAGACAGAUCAACAUCACCUAUGGCAACAAAACAGUGCUGGAAGAAGGCUAUUAUUAUCUCAAUAAUUUCAACAACAUUCUCAGCAGCUUUGUGACUCUGUUUGAGCUGACUGUGGUCAAUAACUGGUACAUUACCAUGGAAGGAGUCACUUCUAUGACGAGCCACUGGAGCCGGCUCUACUUCAUGACCUUCUACAUAGUCACCAUGGUGGUGAUGACCAUCAUUGUGGCGUUCAUUCUCGAUGCGUUUGUGUUCCGCAUGAACUACAGCCGCAAGAACCGGGAACCGGUGGAGAACCCAGAAGAUGAGAACGGGAUAGUAUUUGAAGUGGAGGUGAGUCGUGAUGAAGCUCUGGCCACUCUGGAGCUGUACAAACAGACCUGCCCAGGACUGUCCUCCCUGAGCUCUCUGCAGGGAGUCCUACAAGCAAUGGACAGGGGUGGGCACACAUCUCUUGUGUAUCUAGGUCGUAGGUCUAGGACGAAGAGCGACCUCAGCAUUAAAAUGUAUGAGGAGGAGAUACAGGAGUGGUAUGCAGAGUAUUCAAGGGAAAACUUGCCUCAGCCAGACCAAAGCCUGGAGCGGGAUCUGGACAGUCCCGUCUCUGAACCGUCUUCCUUUCCAGAGCCUCAGCUCAACUCACAGACUGGACCUCACAGCAUCAACUAACGCACAGUUUGCAAGCGGUACAUAUCACGCCACCAUCUCUGCGUUUUAAAUGCUACAAAACCCCAAUCACUCCAGGUCUUUUCCACUUCCCCCACGCUCCCCAUUUGCCACAGUGGGAAACAAGUCCGGGGCCUUUUGGACUGAUGCAAGAGUGAGACGAGUUAAUAACACUACAGACAGAAAGACAGGUCUGUCGCUCAACCAGUGAAGUGGGAAUGUUGCCCUCUUUUGGCCUUUUCAAAGACUGCAGCAAAUACUACCAGGGAGCCUGUAGUACUACUGUAUGUUGUGUACGUAUACUGCUGUAGGCCUUUUGUGACCUCUUGUAAGACAUGUAGUACUUAAACCUGAUGCCUUAGUUUAAUGGCCCAUAUGAUCAGUAUUAACACAGACACAACUUAAGUUCUCUAAAGACCAAAAGUAUAAACAAUUACACUCCCUUUAGCUCAACCCAACAAAGCCAGUACGGUGUAUCUCCUAACUAAUGUCUCUACAGACUCAAAAUAUUUUACUUUUAUAUAACUUCUUAUUCUGUAAUGUAUUUGAGUUAGUUAAUAAGGGAUUUUAUUAAACUGUUCAAAUUGUCA
Messenger RNA from Dicentrarchus labrax (European seabass), 4658 nucleotides. RefSeq names its product two pore segment channel 1 (gene tpcn1). Gene Ontology annotation, biological process: monoatomic ion transport; transmembrane transport. Lineage: Eukaryota; Metazoa; Chordata; Actinopteri; Moronidae. Bases 1573 to 4071 code for a protein of 832 amino acids. The transcript is spliced from 26 exons. Gene Ontology annotation, cellular component: endosome membrane; lysosomal membrane. The record is from RefSeq and is a predicted model, not a curated record. Gene Ontology annotation, molecular function: monoatomic ion channel activity; voltage-gated channel activity.